AACAAGAGUCCUUCAUUAAGACUGUCUGCUGCAGAAAUUCUGAGAGAAAAAUUCAUUGAAGAACAUGUCCAGAAUAUGAAGUGUAUGUUUUCAAGCAUGACUCUGAAAAACAAGACAGUGGCCUGUCAGAAAGAAGCUUCUCAAAUUAGCAGUGCUUUGCAGAAAAAGGUCCACCUGCAAACUUUGCGUGAGCGGUCGGAGGUGCAGAAAAUGACACCAAGGGAGCGCAUGAGGCUGCGUAAAUUACAGGAUGCGGAUGAGAAGGCCAGAAAACUAAAGCAACUUGCAGAAGAAAAAUAUCAGGAAAACUACAGACGGAUGCAGGAAUUGAGGUCUCGCAAUUUUCAACAAAUAAGCGUGGAUGUUCUAAAUAUAUGUAAGGAACAGACUGUGAAGCAGGUCCAUCAGACUCAGCCUGUCACUGCCCAGGACUAUAGAUCACUGGGCCACCCUAACCCUUCAGAGAAGGUGCAAACCGACCGGCUGUGCAUGUCAGAACUACUGGAUCAUGAGAUCCCAGAGGACCCCCAGACUGCAGAAGAGUAUUAUUACGAAGACGGGUUUGAGUCCUGCUCCGAUGAAGAAUCUGAAUUUGAAGAUUCCGAAGAAGAACCCUUGGAAACAAUGUAUAGAACAUGUGGACAGGACUAUGACUUGGAAGCAAUGGUGAAGUGUAUGGAGAGUGUCUUGGAUAAUAAAUCUCAUGGCAUUGGGACAGUUACCAGCGUGGCUCCAGCAGUGCCCCUGACACCGAGAGCUAUCAACAGCACCAUGGCUGAGACCAAGGUGCAACGCAUGAAGGAGUCAAUAAUAGAUAAACUGGGUGCAGAAGUCUUCAUGAAGGUUUAUGAUUACUUAAAGAAAGCAAGGCAGAAGCAUGCAAACGAAGCUGAGAUCAAGGAGUACUUGGCGAAAAUCAUUGAAAAGCCCAGUGACUGCUUUGAGGUGGAUCAGCUUCUUUACUUUGAAGAGCAGCUCUUGGCAUCAAAACGAGAAGAAGCCUAAAUUAAAAAAUAUAUAUAUUGACGUGAAGUAAAAAAAAACUCAUCUAAGUGGCACUUGAGAACUGGACACUGUGUUUGUAGCACUCUAACAAGACUUACUUUCCUUGUAUUACAGAUGGGCCAGUGAAGCAAGAUUUAAUUUAUUACUGCCUUUAUUGCUAAGAACAAUCUUUAGAAAAAAGUAUAAGGCAUUAGUGACACAACUCUUCUCCUCUACAGCAGAGCACAUCAAUAAGUGAUGUGCCUGUUAAAGUCAGAGGAAUACUGUUGUAGCACAAUGAUUGAUUUUUUAUUUGAAUGAUGUCAUUGUUUAAUUCUUGUGGUAAGUAACUAUCUUUGAAAUCUGCAUGCAUUAAUACUGUUUGGGAAGGAGGUGUGUGUGAGGUUUGGGGGUUAGUGAUUGGCAUUUGAAUUUCGUUAACUGGCCAGGGUAAAGUCAGAUUUUCAGUCUGACCGUCUAUGUGUCAUUUUAUUGGCCUUCUGAAUUAAGGAAAGUAGAUUGUGUUUGUCUUUUUUUUUAUUUAGCUGUGAUUUCAAUAUCACACUUUGACCAAUAUUUCAGUAAAAAAUGUACAGUAUGCUGCGAUAUGUGGUUAAAAUACUAUGACAAUUGCACUAGGUAUGUCACGGUAUCAAAUUGACAGUAUGGGAACAAUUUAAAAGUAUACCAUGGUGUGGCAAAGUGGCUAGUGGAGGGGAACAGGUAUAGCGGUGAUGCGAUGCAGGAGUGACA
Polyodon spathula (Mississippi paddlefish) is the source of this 1737-nucleotide messenger RNA. Its product is annotated as serine/threonine-protein kinase Nek11-like. The transcript is spliced from 9 exons. The record is from RefSeq and is a predicted model, not a curated record. Lineage: Eukaryota; Metazoa; Chordata; Actinopteri; Acipenseriformes; Polyodontidae. The coding region runs from base 76 to 1005 and encodes 309 amino acids.